AUGGGCUUCUCGUUAUCCAGUUGGCGUUCGAAGCCGACAGCUAAGCCAGCUGUAGUUGAUGCUGAUCGCAACUAUACCUCCGAUAGCUCUGACCCUGCACUUCUUCGCGAUGGAAAUCUCGCUUUCACUCGUGUGCAGGGCGGCAAUGACUCCAAGCCGACUUAUCAAGAGGCUAUCGGAGCUCCAGUCGAAUCUAACUCUCCUUUGGGCUAUCAUGUUGGGUGGCUUACCAUCAUUUUUCUCAAUGUGAACCAGAUGAUUGGGACGGGUAUCUUUUCAACUCCCGGAAGCAUUCUCAACUCUACAGGCUCCGUUGGUCUCGCUUUGAUCUACUGGCUCAUCGGUUUUGUGAUGGCCAUAGCCGGAUUCUGCGUGUACCUCGAGUUUGCUAGUUAUUUCCCCAGCCGAUCCGGAGCAGAAGUCGUAUACCUCGAACAAGCCUUCCCACGUCCGAAGCAUUUCUUCCCAAUCGCAUAUGCAGUGCAGUCUGUGUUCUUGUCAUUUAGUAGCAGUAAUGCUAUUGUGUUGUCUAGAUAUCUUUGGCGGAUCGCUGGGAGGACGCCUAGUGAUUGGGAGAUGAAGGGUGUGGCCAUUGCUGCCUACACACUUGCUGUUAUCUGUGUCAUUGCUCACAACAAAUACUCUCUUUGGGCUGUCAACGUUCUCGGAUUCAUCAAGAUCAUCACUCUCAUUUUUAUAUCCAUCACCGGUUUCGUUGUCCUAGGCGGAAACGUCUCUUCAAUCCCCGACCCCAAUGCCAAUUUCCGCAAUUCCUUCGAGGGCACAACCGAUAACGGAAAUGAUCUCUCGACAGCUCUUGUCAACAUUGUGUUCUCGUACACUGGCUAUGCGAAUGCUUUCUCCGUGGUCAACGAGGUCAAGAAGCCUGUUCCCACAAUCAAGAAGUACGGCUUUAUCUCCGUUAUUUUGGUAGCCGUUUUGUACAUGCUGUGCAACGUCGCGUACUUUGCUGCAGUCCCCAAAAAGGAAUUCGCAGAGUCCAACGAAAUCGCAGCGGCUGUCUUCUUCACAACUGUCUUUGGAAGUGGUGGUGCUGUCACAGCUUUGAACGUACUUGUACUGCUUAGUGCUUAUGGGAACCUUCUCGCUACGUUGAUCGGUGCCUCGCGAAUGAUUCGUGAGAUUGGACGCCAAGGCGUUCUUCCCUUCACUACUUUCUGGGUAUCAACUAAGCCUUUUGGUACCCCGAUUGGGCCAUAUCUGUUGAAGUGGGCUAUGACUUUCAUCAUGAUUGUCGCUCCCCCAGCCGGUGAUGCGUUCCAAUUUGUUGUAUCACUCAAAACUUAUCCCGAGGGCUGUUUUCAACUCGCGAUGAGUAUUGGUCUGUACAUUAUCCGACGUCGCAACAAGCAUGUGGGACGAGGACGACCCGAGUUCAAGGCUUGGGACGUAGCUGCUAUCUUUUUUAUCCUUAUCCAGAUCUUCGUUAUCGCUAUGCCUUGGUACCCUCCCAAGGGUGGUCCUUAUGCCGGCGAUGUCAGCUUUUGGUACGCGACUUAUUGCGUGGUCGGUAUUGCAAUUAUGGUUCUGUGCGGUAUCUACUACGUCUUCUGGAUUUGUAUCAUUCCGAAAUGGAGGGGCUACAUCAUUCGACCUGAAGUAGUGGAAGUUGACAGCAAUGGUGCAAACACUCACCGUCUGGUCAGAGUACCUGCUCUUGAGAUUGAGAAGUGGGAUGCGGAACAUGACGAGGCUGGAAACCUGAGACAACGCCACGUCGCUGGUAGUUCCGUGGAGAAAGAGACUGUGCUCACUAAUAAGGAGACUUGA
This is a messenger RNA of Fusarium sp. VM40, 1791 nucleotides long. The record is from the annotation of a GenBank genome assembly. NCBI's taxonomy places the organism in Eukaryota, Fungi, Ascomycota, Sordariomycetes, Hypocreales, Nectriaceae.